This is a messenger RNA of Aspergillus terreus NIH2624, 1539 nucleotides long. RefSeq names its product putative MFS phospholipid transporter (Git1). Lineage: Eukaryota; Fungi; Ascomycota; Eurotiomycetes; Eurotiales; Aspergillaceae. The record is from RefSeq and is a predicted model, not a curated record. Bases 1 to 1539 code for a protein of 512 amino acids. The transcript is spliced from 5 exons. Gene Ontology annotation, biological process: carboxylic acid transport; transmembrane transport. Gene Ontology annotation, molecular function: carboxylic acid transmembrane transporter activity. Gene Ontology annotation, cellular component: plasma membrane.
AUGGACGCCAAAGAAGACCCUCAAUUAGUAUCGGCUGAAACUCCGUCGUCCGAGAAAGUCGCAACUUCUCUGGAUGCUGUUCCUGUCGAUGUUCCUCCGUUAGACAGUCCUCAGCCCAAAGGCCGCUGGGAGCGUAGCUGGCCUACUAUCGCCUGCGGUGCGGGUCUUUUCUCCGAUGGUUACCUCAAUGGGGUAAUCGGUCAAGUCAACACCAUACUCAGCCAGCUCUACCCGGUCACAUACAACAACUCACCGGCCAGCCAAAAUGUUGCCUCAAUCACCUUCGCGGGUACUGUCCUCGGACAGCUGGUCUUUGGCUAUACUAGCGAUCACUGGUCGCGCAAAUGGUCGCUAAUGAUCUCGACCAUCAUCCUCAUCGUGUUCAGCGCUUUGUGUGCUGGUGCGUACGGUCUCCACGGCAGUCAAUAUGGUCUUUUUGCCGCCCUCACUGCGUAUCGCUUUUUCCUAGGUCUGGGUAUCGGUGGAGAAUAUCCGGCCGGCAGCGUUGCUGCGGCCGAGAAUACGGGUGAACUCAAGAAGGGCCAUCGAAACCGCUGGUUUAUCAUGUUCACCAACUUCCAAAUCGAUUUUGCUUAUGUCGUCUCGGCUCUUGUCCCAAUGAUCUUGGUCCUGAUUUUUACCGAACAUCAUCUUCGUGCCGUGUGGCGCAUUGCGCUGGGACUCGGCGUUAUUCCACCUCUCAGCUUGUUCUAUCUGCGGUUGAAGCUAGAGGAGCCGGAAGAGUACAACCGAGAGCGCAUGCAUAAAUUCCCCAUCUGGUUGAUUAUCAAGUUCUAUUGGAAGCGUCUGGUAAGGUUUUCCGGUGGUCCUAUCAUCAUACCUGCAGGAUUAACCGACAUGCAGACGGUGGUCUCGCUCAUCUGGUUCAUUUACGAUUUCUCGGCAUAUUCGUUCAACAUCUACUCGUCCAAGUGGCUAUCCAUCAUUCUGGGUGACAAUGCUCCGCUUUGGAAGUCCUUUGGUUGGACUACUGUGACAAACGCGUUCUACAUUCCGGGCUCCUUCCUGGGUGCUCUGGCCAGUGACUGGAUAGGUCCUCGCAAUACUUUGGCCCUCGGUGUAGGACUCCAGGGGAUCGUCGGUUUCAUCAUGUCCGGCUGCUAUGAAUAUCUUGCAACACCGAAGAACGUCGCUGCCUUUGUUGUCGUGUUCGGAAUCUUUUCCGCUUUGGGUGAGUUCGGCCCCGGUGACAAUAUCGGCCUCUGUGCGGCCAAGUCCAGUGCAACUGCCAUUCGAGGUCAGUACUACGGUAUUGCUGCAGCAAUGGGCAAGAUCGGCGCUUUUGUCGGUACCUAUGUGAUUCCCAUUGUCCAGAACAACGCUCCCAACAAGGUUCGCGCUGGGCAAGACCCCUUCUUCGUUUCAAGCUCCCUCUGCAUCUUUAGCGCAGCGUUGGCGUAUUUCCUUUUGCCCAAGAUUGGACAGGAUACGAUUACGGAGGAGGAUGCGAAGUUCCGCGCGUACCUCGAAGCCAACGGUUACGACACCUCUACUAUGGGUAACCCGGAGUCUGAGUAG